AUGAGCACCCACAUCUCCACCAACAAACUCGCCAACACCCGUGUUCUCAUCGUAGGAGGCACAUCCGGUAUUGGUUUCGCUGUGGCCCGGGUUGCCCUCGAGCACGGUGCCUCCAUCAUCGUUGCCAGCUCCAAAUCUGACAAAGUCAACUCCGCCAUCACCCGUCUGAAAUCCUUCUACCCAGACGAGGAGCACACAAAUCGCAUCGCCGGCACCGUCUGCAACCUUGCUGACCGCGAGACCCUCGAAGCCAACACCACGGAUGCCCCCGACGGCAAAGUUCUCCUUGACCACGUGGUGAUGACCGCCGGUGAUGCUCUAAACCUCCGCAAACCCACCGACCCAACCUUCGACGUUCCCUUCAUCGAGUCUUCGGGCACCGUCCGCUUCAUCGGCUCACUCAUCCUCGCCAAGCAUGCCCCGACCUACGUGCGUCAGACGUCAUCCUCGUCGUUGACCUUCACCAGCGGCGUGCUGGCCGCUCGCCCGGCACCAGGAUGGACGCUGGCGGCCGCUACCGGCACUGCUAUCGAAGGUAUGGCGCGCGGGUUGGCGGUUGAUCUGGCGCCUAUUCGGGUGAACACGGUUGCGCCGGGGGCGGUGUUGACAGAGAUAUUUGGGACUCUGGAGACGGAUAAUCUGGAAAAAAUGGUUGAGAUGUUCCGGAGUCAGACACUUACCGGAGAGAUUGGGAAGCCGGAGGAUGUGGCUGAGGCGUACCUUUAUCUUAUGAAGGAUCGGUUUGUGACGGGGGAGUUGCUUGCGAGCAAUGGGGGCAGGUUGUUGAAGUGA
Molecule: messenger RNA, 792 nt
Organism: Aspergillus bombycis
Lineage: Eukaryota; Fungi; Ascomycota; Eurotiomycetes; Eurotiales; Aspergillaceae
Product: oxidoreductase, short chain dehydrogenase/reductase family
Exons: 2
Coding region: 1-792 (263 amino acids)
Molecular function (GO): oxidoreductase activity
Source: RefSeq, a predicted model, not a curated record